CCUUUCAAAAAAACCUCUUCAACCAUGCUCUUCAACAAGUCCUACAUGGCCUCCAUGAGCCUCCUUAUGUUUGCCGCCGGGGCUGCUGCCACCGAGACGCUUACCCUUCGGGGCUUACAAGCCGCUGCCACUCCCAUGGUGGCGCGCUCGUGCAAUGCGACUGAGUUGGACGCCAGCCUCGACGCACUGGCAGAGGACGCCAAAUGUGGGGCGGUAUGGACUACGUUUUCGGACACCAUCAGCACCGCUGAGUUCAACCUGAUGCCCCUGGCGGGCCAGGUCAAGGUAGGGACGUGGAAAGCCGAGAACUUGUGA
This is a messenger RNA of Nannochloropsis gaditana CCMP526, 315 nucleotides long. RefSeq lists its product as uncharacterized. The transcript has 2 exons. The record is from RefSeq and is a predicted model, not a curated record. The coding region runs from base 25 to 315 and encodes 96 amino acids.